Brachypodium distachyon (stiff brome) is the source of this 4247-nucleotide messenger RNA. RefSeq names its product ABC transporter B family member 5. The transcript is spliced from 12 exons. Gene Ontology annotation, molecular function: ATP hydrolysis activity; ABC-type transporter activity; ATP binding. Gene Ontology annotation, biological process: transmembrane transport. The record is from RefSeq and is a predicted model, not a curated record. Bases 97 to 3885 code for a protein of 1262 amino acids. Gene Ontology annotation, cellular component: membrane. NCBI's taxonomy places the organism in Eukaryota, Viridiplantae, Streptophyta, Magnoliopsida, Poales, Poaceae.
AUCGGCACUAUAAAAGCUACGGCUACUUUACACACGUAGCAGCCAAAGCCAUAGUACAGCUACUCAGCUAGUCUAGUACAACCUGGUGGCCAUAGCAUGGGAGAAACAAUCACGGCAACAGCUGUGAAGGGUGGAUAUCAAGAGAAGGAGAAUGGCACCGAGAAGAAGCUGGCCAAAGUUGGCAAGGUGCCGUUACAUGACCUGUUCAAGAACGCAGACGCCAUGGACGUGGUGCUGAUGCUUGUCGGCACCGUCGGAGCGAUCGCUGCCGGCAUGUCGCAGGUGGUCAUGACAAUCGUCUUUGGCCGGAUGGUCGACGCCUUUGGGGGCGCCACCCCCAGCACUGUCCUUCCCAGAGUCAACAGGGUGGUCCUAGAGUUCGUCUACUUAGGGAUUGGGACAUUGCCCGCUUGUUUCCUCCAGAUAUCAUGUUGGACGGUGACUGGGGAGAGGCAGGCAAAUCGCAUCCGAUCAUUGUAUCUCGAGUCGGUCCUGACACAAGACAUGGAAUUCUUUGACACGGAAACAAAAGGUGGACAAGUAGUCUCUGGGAUAUGUGCUGACACAAUAGUUAUUCAGGAGGCUAUGGGAGAGAAGGUCGGGAAGUUUCUACAUCUUUUUACAACUUUCCUUGGUGGGUUUGUGGUGGCGUUCAUUAAAGGGUGGCUCCUAACUCUUGUAAUGCUUUCUACUAUACCACCAAUAAUCUUUGCUGCUGGAAUCGUAUCGAAGAUGAUGUCCAAAGUAUCUAGCGAGGGCCUAGAAUCAUAUAGCGAUGCAGGGGAUAUUGUUGAACAGACAAUUGGAUCCAUAAAAACGGUGGCUUCAUUCAAUGGUGAAAAGAAAGCCAUGACCUUAUACAACAAUUACAUAAAGAAGGCAUACAAGGGUACGGUCAAGGAAGGGACUAUCCAAGGUUUUGGCAUGGGUUUCCUUACCUUCGCCACUUUCUCAGGCAUUGGAUUAAUUCUAUGGUAUGGAAGUAAGUUAACCCUCAGCGGAGGAUAUAGUGGAGCAGAUAUCAUGAGUAUAUUGUUCUGCGUCAUGAUAGCAGCAAGAUCAUUGGGUGAUGCAACCCCCUGCAUUGCUGCCUUUGAGGAAGGGAGAGUUGCGGCGUACAGGUUGUUUACAACAAUCAAUAGGAAACCAAAGAUCGACUAUGAUGAUACUACCAGUGUUGUGUUAGAAGACAUCAAGGGUGAUAUAGAGCUGAGGGAUGUGUUUUUCAGCUAUCCAAGCAGGCCAGAGCAACUAAUAUUCGCUGGAUUUUCAAUGCAUGUUUCAACUGGCACAACAAUGGCCAUAGUUGGUGAGAGUGGGAGUGGCAAAUCAACUGUGAUCAAUCUGGUUGAGAGAUUUUAUGAUCCACGGGCUGGCGAAGUGUUGAUUGAUGGAAUGAACAUCAAGAGUUUUAAACUAGACUGGAUUAGAGGGAAGAUUGGCCUUGUUAACCAGGAACCAAUGCUAUUCAUGACAUCUAUCAAGGAGAACAUAACCUACGGAAAAGAGGAUGCAACACUUGAAGAAAUCAAGAGAGCAGCUGAGCUUGCCAACGCGGCAAGAUUCAUUGAGAAUUUGCCUAAUGGUUAUGACACAGCAGUUGGAGAACAUGGUGCUCAGCUUUCGGGGGGGCAGAAGCAAAGGAUCGCAGUCGCAAGAGCAAUCCUAAAAGAUCCGAAAAUCCUUUUGCUCGAUGAAGCAACUAGUGCUUUGGAUUCAGAGUCUGAGAGAGUACUCCAAGAAGCGCUAAACAAGAUCAUGGUUGGGAGGACCACGGUUAUCGUGGCGCACCGUUUGAGCACAGUUAGGAAUGCUCACUGCAUCUCAGUUGUUUCUGAAGGAAAACUAAUCGAACAAGGACAUCAUGAUAAAUUGGUAAAGGAUCCUAGUGGGGCAUACUCUCAGCUUAUUCGGCUACAAGAGGCACACCAAGACACUGGCGACCACUUAGAUGCUGGAUUACCAGGUUCAUUAUCUAAAAGAAGUCAAUCACUCAAACGAUCAACUAGCAGAAGUGCAGCUGGGACCAGUCAUCAUUCUUUAAGCCCUCCAGACAGCUUGCAUGGGCCUACUGGAUUACAAGAUUAUGAUGGUGCUGAUAGCGAUAACACUAAUGGCAAGGUCUCCAAGAAGGGCCCGAUGGGCCGCCUAAUUAGCCUAAACAAACCAGAAAUGGCAUUUCUUAUAUUUGGUUCUCUUGCGGCUGCAAUUGACGGAACUGUCUACCCAAUGAUUGGUUAUGUAAUGGCUACCAGUGCUAAAACAUUUUAUGAAUUACCAGCAGACAAGCGACAGAAAGAUUCUACCUUUUGGGGAUUGCUCUGUGUUGGGUUGGGUGCGAUGAGUAUGAUAUCAAAGCUAGCAAAUAGCUUUCUAUUUGCAAUAGCUGGUGGGAAACUUAUAGAAAGAAUACGUGUUUUGACAUUUCAAAACAUAGUGUACCAAGAGGCUGCUUGGUUUGAUCAUCCUGCAAAUAAUAGUGGAGCACUAGGUGGAAGGCUAUGUGUUGAUGCCCUUAAUGUGAGGCGUCUUGUUGGGGGUAACUUGGCCUUGAUGGUCCAAUGUACUUCAACGCUUCUUUGUGGAAUAGUAAUAGCAAUGAGCGCAGACUGGAAGCUUUCACUGGUCAUCUUAAUUGUGAUUCCUCUAAUAGGUCUCGAGGGUUAUGCUCAAGUAAAGUUCUUACAAGGGUUUAGUCAAGAUACUAAGACCAUGUAUGAAGAAGCAAGUCAGGUUGCAACUGAAGCAGUUAGUAACAUCAGAACAGUAUCGUCUUUUUGUGCUGAGAAGAGAGUGAUGACAAAAUACAUUAAAAAGUGUCGAGCUUCUAAGAAUCAGGGAAUUCGAACUGGAAUAGUUGGAGGCCUUGGUUUUGGCUUCUCAUAUAUGGUGCUGUAUUCCACCUGUGCUCUUUGUUACUAUGUUGGUGCCAAGUUUGUUAGUCAGGGCAAUUCCAAUUUUGGCAACGUCUACAAGGCUUUCUUUGCUUUAGCUGUGGCCAUGAUUGGAGCAACACAAACUAGUACUAUGGCUUCCUGUUCAACCAAGGCAAAUGAUUCUGCAACUUCCAUAUUCACAAUCUUAGAUAGAAAAUCACAAAUUGACUCCAGCAGCAUUGAAGGUUCAACUAUGGAUCUUGUUAAGGGUGACAUUGAUUUUAUGCAUAUCAGCUUCAAAUACCCAUCCCGUCCGGAUGUUCAAAUAUUCAGUGACUUUACCUUGAGCAUUCCUUCUGGAAAGACUGUUGCACUGGUUGGUGAAAGUGGCAGCGGCAAAUCUACAGCAAUUGCUUUACUAGAGCGUUUCUAUGAUCUUGAAUCUGGUGUAAUCUUAUUCGAUGGAGUGGACAUCAAAACCUUAAAGCUCAGUUGGUUGAGGGACCAGAUGGGAUUGGUAAGCCAAGAACCACUACUUUUCAAUGACACAAUACAUGCCAACAUAGCAUAUGGAAAGCAUGGAGAGAUAACUGAGGAUGAGAUUGUCGUGGCUGCUAAAGCGGCCAAUGCCCAUGAAUUCAUAUCAAGCAUGCCACAGGGUUACAACACGAAUGUUGGAGACAGAGGAACCCAACUAUCAGGCGGGCAAAAACAGCGUAUAGCUAUCGCCAGAGCUAUUCUCAAGGACCCGAGGGUACUUCUUCUGGAUGAGGCAACUAGUGCGUUAGAUGCCGAGUCAGAGUGCAUUGUUCAAGAUGCAUUGGAUCGCAUGAUGGUUGGCAGGACAACUGUCAUCGUGGCACACCGCCUCUCGACGAUCCAAGGAGCUGAUAUAAUUGCAGUCCUGAAGGACGGCACAAUUGUGGAGAAAGGGAGGCAUGAAACACUGAUGGGCAUCGCUGGUGGAGCCUAUGCUUCACUUGUAGAACUUCGCCCCAGCGCAACAUAAUACAAAGAUUUGGGCAACGCAAUCAAGUUGGACUCAUCAAUUUGAGAUACUAUAGUUUACAGUUGCCUUGGGCAAUCUAGAUAUAUUACUAUGAAACUGCAGGCGCCUUAAUGAAUGUAUAAAAAAGGUUCCAUGGGUGUGAUAUCUUGCAGCUAAAAGAUGGAACAUGACAUUUCCAAUGCCUAGCAUUUUGUGUACAGUGUAGCAUAAAAUGUACUACGGAGUAUAUAAUUUUAAGCUGUAUGGACAACCUAGGGUGGUGGUAGGUACCUUGGGAGGUUACCAGUUACCAUCUCUUGUGAUCCUCGUCGACGUUGAGCCAAAGAAGGCAACAAGUGUGUCCAUCACGAGCUGCAAGUAAA